Molecule: messenger RNA, 2600 nt
Organism: Solanum pennellii
Lineage: Eukaryota; Viridiplantae; Streptophyta; Magnoliopsida; Solanales; Solanaceae
Product: protein POLLEN DEFECTIVE IN GUIDANCE 1
Exons: 11
Coding region: 179-2035 (618 amino acids)
Biological process (GO): maintenance of protein localization in endoplasmic reticulum
Cellular component (GO): endoplasmic reticulum membrane
Source: RefSeq, a predicted model, not a curated record
UUUAGCCUUUUUCUUAAGGCGUCAGGGAAAAGUCCAACUCGUCUAGAGAUCCCCAAAUCUUCAGCACUACCACCUUCUCCCCUCUCCUCCGACUCCCUUCUCCUUUCACAGUCGUGCGUAACCGCCGAUCAGCAACCUCCAUGAACCGGCAACAUCGGCAUAGCUUCAAUCUUCAUCAAUGGCGUUGAGAUCAACUGGACGUAAGAUCUCAUUUGACAUUCUCUCAACUUUUCUCUCAGAUGACGAUUACGACUACGAUUCCUCCAUCAUCCCGACUUGCCUCCGAUCGAAUUCCGAUCCUUCUCCUCAGAUUAUUCCGAUCGAUGACGCCAAAAGCCCUACCGGAAUUCGCAAGAAGAAGAAGAAAAAGAAGAAGCAUAGGAGAAUUACAGAGCAUUCCACGAUUUCUGAAUUUUCCGUCACGGACGAGGAGCUAGACCGCUCAUUCCCUGUGGGAGAAUUUAAUGCUUACUGUUAUAGUGUUGCUCAGAGCAGUAGUGUUGUGGUAUGUGAGGAACCUGAGGCGAUGCCGCCACCAAUGCCUCACAGUAGUUGUUCAGUGGGUUCAGUUACUGGCCUUCCGUUUGGGGAGUUGAGACAAAGAAAUGUAAUGGUCAAUGGAGUGAGCGAAGAGAGUGUUGGGUCACCACAGAUUGCCGAGAGAGAAAGUGAAAGUGUUAAGGAAUUGGAAUCGAGGUCAAACUCGAGAGUUGAAAUGGAUUUGAAUAUGGAUGGGAUUGCAGGGAGGAGUUUGGAGAAGGAGGUCUCUUUAGAUUGGAAGAGGUUGAUGGCUGAAGAUCCCAACCAAACAUUUCCUGUGGAUAAGUCGCCAGUGAAGUGCUUCAUGGAAGAGAUGUAUGCUGGUAAUUCGUUAAGGAGUACGGUUGCCCUUGGGAAUGAGAAAGAGCGGGAAAGAGUUUAUGAUACCAUAUUCCGCUUACCAUGGCGAUGUGAGCUGCUUAUUAAUGUUGGCUUUUUUGUCUGCUUGGAUUCAUUCCUCUCACUGCUUACUGUCAUGCCCACGAGGUUUAUCAUGAUCUGUUGGAGGUUUCUGAAAACAAGGCAGUUCAAGAAGCUUUCCGCGGUUGAGCUUUCUGAUAUUGGCUGUUGUGUCGCCCUGUCUAGUGGAGCGAUUUUGUUGCAACAAACAGAUAUCAGCCUAAUCUAUCACAUGAUUCGUGGUCAAGGAACAAUCAAGCUUUAUGUGGUUUACAAUGUGUUGGAGGUUUUUGAUAAACUGUUCCAAAGCUUUGGUGGAGAUGUGAUGCAGACACUCUUUAAUACAGCAGAAGGGCUUGCAAAUAGCUCAACGGAAAAUACACAAUAUUGGGUUAGAAGAUUUAUUGUGGAUGAAGUUGUAGCUGUGGCUUCAUCAAUUGUUCAUUCUUUCAUCCUGCUAGCUCAAGCCAUCACUUUGUCAACCUGUAUAGUUGCCCACAACAACGCAUUAUUUGCUUUGCUUGUAUCAAACAAUUUUGCGGAAAUAAAAAGCAAUGUCUUCAAACGCUACAGCAAGGAUAACGUUCACAAUCUAGUAUAUUAUGAUUCAGUGGAACGGUUCCAUAUUUCAGCAUUUCUCUUAUUUGUCUUAGCUCAAAACCUUCUGGAGGCCGAUGGACCUUGGUUUGGAAGUUUUCUUUGUAAUGCACUCGUUGUCUAUGUAAGUGAGAUGACAAUUGAUAUCAUCAAGCAUUCAUUCAUCGCAAAAUUUAACAACAUCAAACCAAUUGCGUUUUCAGAAUUUCUUGAAGAUCUGUGUAAGCAGACACUGAAUAUCCAAACAGACAAUGUAAAGAAUAACCUCACUUUUGUCCCUUUGGCGCCUGCUUGUGUGGUAAUCCGUGUGUUACGUCCUGUGUUUGCUGCUCAUCUUCCCUAUAAUCCGCUACCUUGGAGGCUCUUUUGGAUUUUCCUUCUGUCCGCAAUGACAUUUGUUAUGCUUGCAAGCCUCAAAGUAAUGAUUAGCAUUGGGCUAAAAAAACAUGCUAGAUGGUAUAUAAACAGAUGCCAGAAUAGAAAACUUCACAGCGACUAAGAUAGGAUAUCAUGAUGGAAGUUGCAUUUUUUGCCUCAGAUUUAGAGAUGUCCUUUGUAUGAGAAGACAAGGAGGGUGGGGGGCAGGUAAGGUUGGGUGAGAUCUGGUUGGAAGUUUCUGUUGCUGCUCCCAGCACUCAGCAGUUAUAGCUUCGAGCUACUGAUCGUGCAACAGGAUGCACUCAUGUGGAAGUAUUUACGUUAAAUGAUCAGAUGGCCCAUACUUCCAUUUUUGUAUAGGGAGAAGGUCCAUAUAAUAAUGAGGAAGUUAUAUUGAUUAAUGUAUUUCAUGUGCAAUUAUUUAAAACCUUUUUCUAAAUUGUUAUUUCGAACAAAUGUCUGAACUUCCUUGGUAGAUUCGGAAAAGAUAUAUUGAUGGCUAAUUCACAUAAAGCUGUGGAGGGUAAGAGCGAGCAUCGAAAGGACCUACGCUUGGCUGUGGUGGUGGUGGAAUUUGUUAAGCUGUUGUUUAUAGUGUUUCUUAGGAAGUUGGAGAGGGACGUUUGAUUCUUGACUCUGUAGCUGUUCUUAUCUACCAGCGUUUAAAGGAUGUAUUUCUUACCAUA